Molecule: messenger RNA, 1182 nt
Organism: Symbiodinium necroappetens
Lineage: Eukaryota; Dinophyceae; Suessiales; Symbiodiniaceae
Source: the annotation of a GenBank genome assembly
GAACCGGGCUCCCAAGGGGAGCCCCUGCUCCUGGAGGUGCGCACAGCUCUUCAUUCCUCGGCACAUCCUGAGAUCGUGGUGGUUGGCGGCCGCUAUGGCCUUGGCUCAAAGGAGUUCACGCCCAACUGCGUGCUCUCCAUCUUUGAGAAUCUGGCUCAGGACACCCCGAAGCCACGAUUCACGGUGGGCAUCAACGAUGAUGUGACUCACCUGUCACUGCCGGUGGGGCCCUGGCUCAACGUGCUGCCGGAGGGCACCACAGAGUGCAUGUUCUAUGGGCUGGGUAGUGAUGGCACCGUGGGCGCAAACAAGUCUGCAGUCAAGAUGAUCGCAUUGGGCACAGAGCUCCACGCGCAGGCGUACUUUGAGUAUGACGCCAAAAAGAGUGGUGGAGUGACCAUCAGCCACUUGCGCUUUGGUCCGAAGCCCAUCCACGCCCCGUACAAUGUCCGUGCAGCUGACUACAUGGCCAUCCACAAGCAGAGCUACGUGCAGCAGUAUGACAUGACGAGAUACCUUAAGCCGAAUGCCGUGUGCGUCAUCAACUGCUCCUGGGACGCCAAGCUCUUCAUCAUCGACGCCACGAAGAUUGCAGUGAAGGCUGGCCUUGGAAAGCGCAUCAACAUGAUCAUGCAGACCGUCUUCUUCAAGCUCAGUGCGGUGAUGCCCUAUGAGGAGGCUGUGGAGAUGCUGAAGAAGAGCAUCAAGAAGAUGUACGGUAAGAAGGGUGACAAAGUGGUGAACAUGAACAUCGCCGGUGUGGAUGCCGCCAUUGAUGGCAUCAUCGCCGUCAAGAUCCCCGCCUCCUGGGGCGACCUGUCAACCGACGAGGAGGCUGCCUCCCGCGCCGCUCGGCAAGUUGCCUACGCCAAGGGCCCGCGCAUGUUCCCGGAGGUGCAGGAUGCGGACCAAUUCGCUAAGCAGGUGCAGACUCCUUGCAACAGCCUGGAUGGCAAUUCGCUGCCUGUGAGCGCCUUCGUGCCGGGCGGCCGCGUGCCAUGCGGCACCAGCCAGUACGAGAAGCGCGGAAUUGCGAUCAACGUGCCUGUCGUGGACAUGGACAAGUGCACGCAAUGCAACAAGUGCAGCCUCAUUUGUCCGCAUGCGGCUGUGCGGCCUUUCUUGAUGACAAACCAGGAUCUGGGCAAGGCCCCUGCCGCCUUCAAGGAGGGCAGCCGUGCC